AUGAACAAUGUCCUAAGGACCCCUGCCCAAAGGCAAUGUGCUGAAUGGCACCUUUUGCUGUCAAGCAAAAGGAAGAGCCUGGAUCAUGCUAGCACAGCACCCACCCUACUUUCCAUUGUGAGCCAGGCCCAGACAACUGGAGCUCAAAGGAGAGCGGCGGCCGCGGAGAGCCCUGCCCUGUCCGCCGGAGCGCCGAGUGACUCAACGGAGCUUGGGAGCAGACAAAGAAUCCACUGCAACAUGAGACUCACUUGCUCCCUGCUAAUCCUGGGAGCGUUCUGUGUGACACCUUUCCUCUGCCAUAGCCAAACUGAUCCACUAGCUCUUGGGCGAGCAGAUCCUCAGUGUUGGGAAUCCUCCUCAGCUGUCUUACUGGAGAUGAGGAAGCCUCGCAUUUCUGACUCUGUCAGUGGCUUUUGGGACUUCAUGAUCUUCCUGAAAUCAUCAGAGAACUUGAAACACGGAGCUCUGUUCUGGGACCUGGCUCAGCUCUUCUGGGAUAUCUACGUGGACUGUGUGCUCUCCAGAACCCAUGGCCUAGGGAGGAGGCAGCUAGCAGAAGCUGAACAGAUCACAACUCUACAUUCUCAGUUCACAAGGAGAAACCAAGGGAUAUUUUCUCAUAUUCAGAGGUCACUGAAGAAGAAAGACUCAUUUGAAGAUUUAACAAGUAUUCACAUGCAUAAAAUUAACUCUAGAUUGCUUGGAAGAAUCAUUGGAGAGCUAGGGGAAAAAAGGAAAUGACACAGUCCAAGAUCCAGAUUUGUAGAUAUUUUUUAACUACUGCUGU
This is a messenger RNA of Apus apus (common swift), 790 nucleotides long. It is a transcript of the gene FAM237A, whose product is annotated as family with sequence similarity 237 member A. NCBI's taxonomy places the organism in Eukaryota, Metazoa, Chordata, Aves, Apodiformes, Apodidae. The transcript has 5 exons. The record is from RefSeq and is a predicted model, not a curated record. The coding region runs from base 1 to 744 and encodes 247 amino acids.